UUGGUUUGUUUAAUACGAUGUCCUUAUUGUAGGUUUACGAUUGCCGGCAACGAUGUCUUGGUGUUUGUUCAUAUUCAAAAGACCGCUGGGACUUCAUUUGAAAAGUUCCUCGUUCGUCAUCUUGAUAUUGAACAUCCUUGUCACUGCGUUAAAGGCAAGAAGCGAUGUAGUUGUCCGAGGCCAAAUAAACCAAAUGAGGUUUGGCUGUUUUCACGAUACUCAACCGGGUGGUUAUGCGGUCUACACGCGGACUUCACGGAGCUUUACCUUAGUAAUUGGUUUACAGGAGCUCGACGGAUACGACGAUAUUUCUAUACGACGUUUCUUCGAGAGCCUACCGCUCGAUUUAUCUCCGAAUAUCGCCAUGUGAACCGAGGUGCCACAUGGAUUGCUUCGAGACAUAUCUGUAAUGGUCGAGCCCCGACGUCUGAUGAAUUACCGCUGUGUUUCGAUCCAAAUAUUGGGUGGGAUGACGUCAGUUUGAACGAAUUCCUGCACUGUCCAUUCAACUUGGCGUUUAAUCGUCAAACAAGAAUGCUGGCUGAUUUGACUCUGGUGAACUGUUAUGCACGGAAUGGCACGGAUCCCAGAACAAGAGACCGCAUACUGUUGGAAAGUGCCAAGAAAAACCUGAAGAAUAUGGCCUUUUUUGGGAUCAAGGAACGGAUGGACGAUAGCCAGACUAUGUUUGAACGGUUAUUUAAUCUCAGCUUCAGUCGUCGUUUGUCAGCGUGGAGUCGAAGUAAAUCGAACGACACCGAUGUAAGCCCAGACCAAAUGAGACAGAUCCGAGAACGCAAUCAGCUGGACAUCGAGCUCUACGAUUACGCGGUGAAACUUUUCGAGCACCGACUGGCUACAAUUAUGAAUCGAUCGUUACCUGCGAACAAUGAACUUCACGAUCGAUUUACAUCGUUCGAAUUCGACUCGCCAUCAAACCAAAAAGAGGUGCAGUUUGUUCGUGACGAAGAUGCUGCAGCUCAUCCAGAACGAGUGUUUCGUAAACCAAAGAACAGUGUGCUCAAUGAUGCUGAGUAUGAGGGUGAUGAUGACGACACUCAUACUUCAUAUGAAAACACUGACAUCGAAUUUGAUCGGGUUUAA
Cooperia oncophora is the source of this 1104-nucleotide messenger RNA. Lineage: Eukaryota; Metazoa; Nematoda; Chromadorea; Rhabditida; Trichostrongylidae. The record is from the annotation of a GenBank genome assembly.